AUGUACCAUUUCGAAAAAAAUGGAGUACAAAAGAAGAUAUGGAGAUGCGUACGUUUUAAAAAUAAAUGCCGAGGCCGCGUUCAUGUUAUUGGUGAUAUCGAUAAUGAGAAAAUUUCAAAAAAAAUUGACCAUAACCAUGUUCCUGAUAUUGCUCAAAUAGAAGUUAAAACUGCAAUAAAUGAGAUGAAAAUAAAUGCAAAAUGUACAUCUAAUUCCACGCAUUCACUAAUUAGAUCGCUUGCUUCUCAGGUAUCUGCUUCAGUUGCUGGGCAAUUACCGAAUGUGCCAACUUUAAAAAGAACCGUUCAGCGAGUUCGUCAAUCUCAUUUAGGAGCUCCAAUUAAUCCUCAAAAUUUUAAUUUUGAAAUUCCAGACCAAUUCACGAAAACAACGAAUGGUGAGCAAUUUUUACAAUUUGAUAAUAAAUCUGAGACAAAUCUUAUAAAAUAUUAUACUUAA
Molecule: messenger RNA, 459 nt
Organism: Macrosiphum euphorbiae (potato aphid)
Lineage: Eukaryota; Metazoa; Arthropoda; Insecta; Hemiptera; Aphididae
Source: the annotation of a GenBank genome assembly